UCCAUGACAUUUUGAUCUUAUAAAUCCAAACAAUUUUUCAAAUUAUCUUUCGAAGUUCAGAUGUCAAACAAACGUCGCGCACCGGUCGCUGUUAAUAACGCAACAGAAACAAAGCCACCACACAAUACUAUGUCGAACGGUCCCAUCAAUGGAAUUAAAGUUGAUGAUCCUCCUAAGUUAUUCAAAGUAACUGCCAAUGAUGGAAAAACGGCAGAAGAAUUCGAAUUAGCUUAUACAGUCACAAAAGUAGUCGGAAAUGGAUCUUUUGGUGUUGUAUAUCAAGCAAAACUAAUUAAAUCUGGCGAAGAAGUUGCUAUCAAAAAAGUACUUCAGGAUAAACGAUUUAAGAAUCGUGAACUCCAAAUUAUGAAAUUGGUAUCGCAUCCAAAUAUAGUGUAUUUGAAGUCCUUUUUCUAUUCUAAUGGUGAAAAGAAAGACGAAGUUUACCUUAACCUUGUACUUGAAUACGUUCCUGAAACCGUUUAUAGAGCAUCACGUUCGUAUGCUAAAAACAAACAAAUAAUGCCUAUGCUUCUCAUAAAACUUUAUAUGUACCAACUUUUCCGGUCACUUGCCUAUAUCCAUUCUCUUGGCAUCUGUCAUCGUGACAUUAAACCACAAAAUUUGUUACUGAAUCCGGCCACGGGCGUAUUAAAAUUAUGUGACUUCGGCAGUGCAAAAAUUUUAGUAGCUGGUGAACCAAAUGUCUCAUAUAUUUGUUCAAGAUAUUAUAGAGCGCCCGAGUUGAUCUUUGGCGCAACAAAUUACACAACGAAUAUUGAUGUUUGGUCAACAGGGUGUGUUAUGGCAGAAUUAAUGCUUGGACAUCCUUUAUUCCCCGGAGAAAGUGGAAUUGACCAAUUAGUUGAAAUCAUUAAAGUUUUGGGAACGCCGACAAGGGAGCAAAUCAAAACCAUGAAUCCAAAUUAUAUGGAACAUAAAUUCCCUCAAAUCAAGCCUCAUCCAUUCUCAAAGGUUUUCAGAGCCAGAACGCCUCCUGAAGCAAUCGAUCUUAUAUCCCGUCUAUUGGAAUAUACACCAGCAAACCGACUAACAGCAAUUCAAGCAAUGUGCCAUCCAUUUUUCGAUGAACUACGAAAUCCAGAAACAAGACUUCCAAAUGGGAGGGAAUUACCUAAGCUCUUUGAUUUCACAGCACAAGAACUAUCUAUCCGUGAAGAUUUAAUUUCCCAACUUGUACCUCCUCAUGCUGAGGAGGAAAUCCUUUCUCGCGGAAUUGAUAUUCAUAAUUUCACUCCGUUGACAGAGUCUCAAAUGCGUGCAUCUUUGGAUUAAAAAUAAAUAAUGACUUUAGACUUUAAAUA
This is a messenger RNA of Rhizophagus irregularis DAOM 181602=DAOM 197198, 1325 nucleotides long. Its product is annotated as Glycogen synthase kinase 1. NCBI's taxonomy places the organism in Eukaryota, Fungi, Glomeromycota, Glomeromycetes, Glomerales, Glomeraceae. Gene Ontology annotation, biological process: protein phosphorylation; signal transduction. Gene Ontology annotation, cellular component: cytoplasm. Gene Ontology annotation, molecular function: protein serine/threonine/tyrosine kinase activity; ATP binding; protein serine/threonine kinase activity. The record is from RefSeq and is a predicted model, not a curated record.